UUGACCCGCUAUCAAUUGAGUUUGAAAAGUGACAAGAAAAUGUUGCAAAACGACGCAGUGCGCACUUUGCAAUAUGAUAGUGAGAUUCGCGUGGCCCAGCAGCCGAGUCCCACAGAACCCAGAGUUUACGACUCCCACAUCAGCAUUACCUCACAACCCCGUCCAGAGGCUCCCCGCAUACCCCUACCGGUACCCAUUGCCACCGUGACCGGAAGUCGAACCUUUAUUCCCCUUUCCGGAUACGAUUGCCUGGCGGAUCUACCUUCGGUACACAUUGAACAGACCUUUGAGCUGAAUGAGGCUCUCACAGGCGUUUCCUCAGAGAAUCGCUAUGUGGUGCGAUCACCGUUGGGCGAUGCCAUCUUUGCGGCCAGCGAGAGUUCCACAGAGAAGAAUCGACUUGUCUGGGGAGCCGGACGCCCUUUCCAGAUGCACCUGUUGGACAAAACCCACCAGGAGGCUCUGGUUUUCCGCAAGAAAUUGGCCUUAGGAUCACUAUGUUGCCAGCCCAAAAGCUUGGAGGUUUGGAUACCACCGGGUAAUGUGCUCGGCAGAGUGGUGCAAUCUCCAACCUUCACGCAGCCCCAGUUCUUCAUCGAGGAUGGAAACACCGGAGAGCCUGUGUUCUGUGUGGAGGGUCCACCCAACUCCGGAUUCUGUUGCUUCUGUCUGCCUAGGGAAAGCUACUUCAAGAUCAAUUCCGGGGGCAAUAUGAGGGCCUCCAUAGACCACAAGUGGGUGACCAGCAAGUCUCAGUACACCACAAAUAUAUACUUUAGCGAUUCAAAGCUGACGUCCAAGGAGCGGGCCUUGAUACUGGGCUCAGCCUUUCUACUGGAAUAUCUGUACUUCCAAACCCGCUUCUGAGCUAAAACAUUUCAAUAAACUUUAUUUUGUAUA
Molecule: messenger RNA, 900 nt
Organism: Drosophila serrata
Lineage: Eukaryota; Metazoa; Arthropoda; Insecta; Diptera; Drosophilidae
Product: phospholipid scramblase 1
Biological process (GO): plasma membrane phospholipid scrambling
Cellular component (GO): plasma membrane
Molecular function (GO): phospholipid scramblase activity
Source: RefSeq, a predicted model, not a curated record